This is a messenger RNA of Scylla paramamosain (green mud crab), 591 nucleotides long. Its product is annotated as E3 ubiquitin-protein ligase listerin-like. The transcript is spliced from 6 exons. The record is from RefSeq and is a predicted model, not a curated record. Gene Ontology annotation, molecular function: ubiquitin protein ligase activity; ribosomal large subunit binding. The coding region runs from base 1 to 591 and encodes 196 amino acids. NCBI's taxonomy places the organism in Eukaryota, Metazoa, Arthropoda, Malacostraca, Decapoda, Portunidae. Gene Ontology annotation, biological process: rescue of stalled cytosolic ribosome; ribosome-associated ubiquitin-dependent protein catabolic process. Gene Ontology annotation, cellular component: RQC complex; cytosol.
AUGAUGGGUGUGAUCAGUAAAACAGAUCACCUGAGAGCUAAUGAAGACCUGCCGGUGCAGCUACAGUGGUGCCACCAAGUUGAACCCUCCAGCAGUGGACGGACAGCAGACCUGCUUGGUGGAGUGGGUGGAUUAGUGGGUUUUGGUGGCCUACAGGAUUUGGGGUAUGUGCCGGCUGCCUCACAGUGCCAGGGUGCCGAUGAGACUGUGGCUGCCAGCUUUAGGGUGGCACUCAGAAAGAUGAUGAAGAAAGAUGCCACCACAAAGAUUAAGGCCCUGCAGGAGUUUGAGGCAUUAUGCCAGACAGAGUGCCAGGAGGCUGUACUCUCGGCACUGCCCUUCUGGCCCAGACUGUAUGCCAAGCUGUCCAUCGAUGUGGAGAGACGGGUCAUCAUGCCAACCUGGGUCAUGGCUGUGUGUGACCCCCACACCCCUGCUGCUGAUGCUGCUGCUAAGGCAUUCCAGGAGGCCUUUCCAAGAGAGAAACGUGCAGAAGUCAUCUUGUUUACAUUGCGAGAAAUUGUGAGCCAUUUUGCUGACAUGCUGUUUGUCCAGACACCACAAACAUUGUCUGACCCAAAGUCCCUGUAG